AUGGCAGACUUAGCGAAACCGAGAAAGAUACGAGGAGGUCAUCGUGAUUAUUUAACCAAGAUACUCGCUCAAGCUACAGGGAUGUUAGAGAACUUCAACGAGGAACUUCGAAUUGAAGCUUCUCAGCUUAGGGAAGGUAUAGUUGACGCUGUAACAAACAUACAGAAACUCGAUGAUGAAAUUGUUGAGCUAAUUGCGAGCCACGAGGAUUCGACCGAAGAGGAUAUUAUGAAAGAGAUCGAGGAUGCGGGAAAAUUGAGAGCGGACGCUAGAAAGAUUGUGAAAAAGCUUGACGAGAAAUUGUGUGAGAAUAAUGUUACCUCCGUUGUGGAAUCAAGUGCUGGGUCAACGUCGAAUGAGUCGGUAAUGACUGCGAGUAAAGUUCGUGCUAAGUUACCGAAAUUGGAAGUUAAAAGAUUUAAAGGGAACGUGUGCAAAUGGCAAGAGUUUUGGGACUCGUUCGAGAGUUCAGUACAUUUGAAUGACGGUUUAUCUGACGUAGAUAAAUUUAACUAUCUUCGAGGGCUUUUAGAAGAGCCAGCAAAGUCAUGUAUCGCGGGAUUUUCGUUGACUGCGGCGAAUUACAAGUCGGCUGUUGAUAUUUUAAAGGAACGUUACGGGAAAAAGUCAGCCGUGCAACGUGCACAUAUGCAGCAGUUGAUGAAAGCCGAGCGUGUUAAGGAUGAGAAAGAUUUGGUGUCACUGCGACGUUUAUGUGAUCGUGUUGAGACACACUACAGGGGUUUAGAGGCGCUGGGUAUCGAGAAAAAUACGUAUUCGUCGAUUGUUGUGCCUCAUAUAUUGGAUUGUUUACCCGAGUCUGUGCGGUUAAUCAUCACAAGGGAAAAGGACUUCCAUGAGUGGGAUGUAGAGAAUCUACUAGAGCCUUUGAAAAGGGAGAUUGAAUUGCGGGAAGAACAUCGCGAGCCAGAGCGCAAGGGUAGUCGAGAGUUUGUCGAACGCUCAAGCUGGAAACGAAGUCCGUCGUCGGCCCAAGCUUUACACACAAAGUCAAGAGUAGAAGCCUGCGCUUUCUGUUUGGGUAUGCAUCGCCAUGAAGACUGCAAUCGAGUGAACAGUAAGGAGAAACGUAAGGAACUUUUAGUAAAGUACUCUCGUUGUUUUAACUGUUUGAGAAAAGGCCAUUUGGCACGAAAUUGUAAUGUUAAAGUUAAUUGUAAUACUUGUAAAGGGGAGCAUCACACUGCUUUGUGUGAUCAGGGAAAGUUACAUAAAAGUAAGCCCAAGGGACCUGAGGCAGAUGGAGGGGAUAGGGAGGUAAGCACCACGUUAAUUGUAAGUCCAAAAAAUAGUAUAGUUUCUAAGUCUUGUUCUAAAGUUGUGUUGCAGACGGCUCAAGCAAUGUUGGUUGGCAAGAAAAGCGGUCGUGUGAGAGUGUUGUUGGACUCGGGGAGUCAGAGGACGUUUGUUACUGUUAAGGUUGCGAAAGCUCUUGGUUGCGAGGUUGUGCGUGUGGAAAACUUGAGCAUUGGGACGUUUGGGCAAAGGGCUUUGGAUUCUGAGUUGAGAAGUGUUGUGCGGUUAGAAUUGAAGUCUUUGUUUGGGAGCCAAGUUGUGUCUGUUGAGGUUUACGUUGUGCAAGAAAUAUCGGUGAUUAGGAAUCAACAUUUGGAGGUUGUGAGAGAAAAUUAUGCGCAUUUGAAGGAUCUUUGGUUGUCUGAUGUUUGUAAGUCGAGUGAGGACUUAGAAGUUGAUGUUCUUGUGGGUGCAGAUUAUUUGUGGUUGUUGCAAAGGGAUUGUGUAAGACGCGGUAAGCCCGGCGAACCUGUUGCGAUUGAUACUGUUCUUGGUUGGGUGGUUUCUGGGCCGAUCGGUGGGUUUGAUGUAGAUGAACCAGUUACUGCUCAGGUUACUCUUGUUUCUAGCGAAGUGCGAAACCCUUCGGUAGAUAUUACUAAAUUUUGGGAUUUAGAGAGCACAGGGAUAAAAGAUCAGAAUAGUGAUGUGCAUGAAUCAGUGAUUAGUGAUUUAAAGUUUAGUGGUACACGUUAUUCAGUUGGCCUAACCUGGAGAGAAAGCCAGGAUCCCUUGCCCACUAACUAUGAAUUGAGUCUUAAGCGUAUGAAAGGACAGAUAAAGCGCCUGAACAAGGAUCCAGUAUUAUUAGGUGAGUAUGACUCCAUCAUAAAAGCGCAAGAAGAAGCAGGUGUUAUUGAAAAGGUAAGCCCGAAUAAAGUAAUUAAUCCCAAGUCAAAAGUACAUUAUAUACCACAUCAAGCUGUUGUGCGUAAAGACGCAACAACGACGAAAGUCAGAAUUGUUUAUGACGCCAGUGCUAAGUCGCAAAAGUCUGGUGUUUCAUUGAAUGAUUGUUUGAAUGCUGGACCCUCGCUUAAUCCACUUCUUUUCGAUAUUUUGCUUAGAUUUCGAGAACAAAGGGUAGCGCUCGUAGCGGACAUCGAAAAAGCGUUUUUGAAUAUUGAAGUUCACGAAAAGGAUCGCGAUAGUCUGAGGUUUUUAUGGGUAGAUGACGUGCUGCGAAAUAACUUAAAUCUUGUCGUUUAUCGUUUCUGUAGGGUCGUGUUUGGUGUGAACUCGUCACCGUUUUUGCUCAAUGCUACGUUAAGGCACCAUAUUAGUAAGUACGCAGUGUAUGAUAAGGAUUUUGCCUAUAAAUUAUUGAGAAGUUUUUAUGUCGACGACUUAGCUACCGGCGAAGCUAACACAGAAAGUGCGUAUUUGUUAUAUACAAAGGCUAGGGAGCGCAUGAACGAAGGUGGUUUUAAGUUGCGUAAAUGGCGCACUAAUGAUAGUGAAUUAAGGACGCAAAUACAAGAAAGCGCCAAUGAUUUAGACAAACAUGUAGAAGAGGCUGAAGAGCAAACAUAUGCGAAGGAAAUGCUUGCGUGCCAGGCCGGAGGCCAGUUUGGCAAGGUGCUUGGAUUGGAAUGGGAUUGCGUGCGCGACUUAAUUAGAUUUGACUUUGACCACUUGACUGAAAAAGCGCAGAAUUUAGAGCCUACUAAGCGAAAUGUUUUGAGUCUUCUAGCUUGUAUAUUUGAUCCCCUAGGACUUUUGAGCCCGACUGUUGCUAAAGCUAAAAUUCUUUUUCAGGAUAUAUGUAUUAGUAGUCUAGAUUGGGACGAUGUUUUGACCAAAAGCUUGAGAGAGAGAUGGGAGAAAUGGUUGAAGGAUUUUAGUGAGGCAAAAUGGGUGACAGUUGAGAGAUAUGCCAGCGUAUCAGACAAUAGUUUAGGGCAGUCAAGCGGAGCAAAGUAUUGGUUACAUGGGUUUGGUGAUGCAUCAAAACGGGCAUAUUGUGCGGUUAUUUAUCUUGUAACCAUAGUGAACGACAAGGCACAGGUUAAGUUAGUAGCCAGCAAGACUAGAGUGUCUCCGAUUAAAGAGCUUAGUAUACCCAGACUAGAGUUAAUGGCAGCUAGGAGUUUAGCGCAAUUAAUGGAUGCAGUUAGACUAGCGCUAGAAGUAGAAUACAAGUUUGAAGGCGUGAGAUACUGGACUGACAGUAAGACUGUAUUGUGUUGGAUAAGUAAUACAGGUAGCUGGAAGCAGUUCGUUCAACACAGAGUGGACGAGAUUUUGAGAAUAAGUUCGAAGAGAGACUGGGGCCAUUGCCCAGGUAUAGAAAAUCCCGCAGAUUUAGGGGUCGAGAGGGGUUUUAAUAACAGAACUUAAAAAUAGUGAUCUUUGGUGGUCAGGGCCGUCAUGGCUGAAGGGUAAUCCUACUGACUGGCCGAGUUUGGUAACAGCAGUUCCAACUUUAGAAAGUAAAGUGGAACAGAAGAAAUCUUUUAGUGUCAAUUUGUUGAUCAAUACAGAUUCAUUGUUUGGCAUUUGCAAUUUGAUCAGUUUAGAAAGGUUCAGUUGCCUCAAAAGGCUGCUGAGAGUGACAGCAUGGAUGAAGCGAUUUAUAAGCAAUUUAAAGCGAAAAAAGUUAGGCAAAGGGGGAGUUAGUGGAGCGUUGGAAGCGAAUAAGUUAAGAAUUGUUUAACCAAUAAGGGAGUAGAUUGGAGAUUUAAUUUGGAAAGGGCCCCAUGGUGGGGAGGGUUUUUUGAAAGACUGAUAGGUCUUGUUAAAGUUUCUUUAAGGAAAGUUUUAGGAAAUUCAAGGCUCACAUUUGAUGAAUUGAGGACAGUUCUGGUUGAAGUCGAAGCUAAUCUAAACUCGAGACCGCUGACAUACGAAUAUGACGAGGUAAGCAGUGAGGUGCUUACACCUUCACAUUUAGUUUACGGUAGACGAAUUACUACACUACCAGAUAGUACUGAGGUAGAUGUUAGGGAGUUAGGACAGGAUUCUACCAAGGGCAAUAGCAUUGUACGCUUCAAAUAUUUGAGUACCAUUUUGGAGCACUUCUGGAACAGGUGGAAACGGGAAUAUCUUACAAACCUAAGAGAGUUCCACAAGGUUGGCGUGUCUGCGAAAGGAUCUGUGAUUGUGAAGCCUGGAGAUGUGGUCAUUGUGUUUGCGCAGGGAAAGAAAAGGGGGGAGUGGAAGACAGGUGUUGUGCAUGAGUUGAUUCAUGGCAAGGAUAAUGUUGUACGUGGUGCUAAGGUGUAUGUGAUGACAAAUGGUCGAAGGCAACUCUUAAGCAGGCCUUGUCAGCAUUUGUACCCGGUUGAGGUAAAGAAAGGGGAUGAAAUCAAGGAAGUUGGUGAGGUGAAUUUGGAUGUGGUUAAGGGAAAGGUCGACGGUACAGAGAGGCGACAAAAAAGGAGUGCUGCAAUAGACGCAAGGUGGAAAACAAAGGCGAUGCUUGACUCGUAGGUGAGUCAAGGGGGGGAGAGUGUCGGAUUUAUAACUUUAAUUUUAUUAUAAUAUAUAUGUGCUGUAAAUAUGUUGAAACUGUGUCUUGCAAAAUUAUACUAAUAACACUUAUUCUUAUUUCAAUUAGUUGUGUGACGCAUGUAUGUCAAAGAUAAUUGUAAGUUCGUUAUAGAUAAGCUGAAUUCAAGCCAAAGUAUGCUAAUAACAUUAUUGUAUGUAUUGCAUGAUGAAAAUAUGUAGGUACGGUUUCCGGACCGAAGUUAUAAAAUGUUGUGACGAACGCUAAUUUAGUUAGAAUGGUUAGAGGUCGUAAAGUAAAAGACCGGAUUGUUGUAAUUAACGUAUAGUAUUUGUGUGAAAUAAACUUUGUAAAACGAAAAGUGAGUGUUGAACCAGCCGUGCAGAAAUAUUCGUUGAACGAAGCCAGCGAAUUCUGCGACACUCACUUUUGCUUCUUAAGCGUUGUUUGUAAAAAUGAUCAGUACUUUUAAGAGGCACUGAAUCAAGUUUAGUAAUGUAUGCUUUGACUCCCAUACAAAAUUGGGAGUAAUUUUAUUUUUCGCGGUUGCCAAACUCACUAAUGUAGAUAAUGGCACAAUUGAAAUCAUCAAUUAUGAUUUAGUAGUAUAUUUGAUAUCAAAGUCAAAUACAAUACACACCAAAGCAAUAACAAUUUGGGAUAUUAUUAGACAAUAUCUGUUUCAACUUUUCCAACAAUAAUUCUGUGGGACAUUGCUGAUUUCUACAUACUUUAUUAUAUUGUGUAUGGAAACGUGUUACCCAGUCGUAGUCCCCUCCAACUGUCCUGCACAACGUCAGUCUCAACAAAUGCAGGGACCGCAGAAAAGGGGAAGGGGGGCAUGUCCACUGUUUGCUGCAUCAAGAUAAAAUCACGCAUGAAAUUCAAAUAUUAAAAAUCUUUUCUAAGGACAAGUGAAAAUUGAUUUAUCCCAGAGAUUUAGUUAUAUUUAUCCCAGAGAUUAAAACAGCAACAAAAGAUAUUACAAGACUCGAUUUGCCAUGCAAAUCGAAUGUCUGCUUAAACGAGAUAAACUCGGAUAAAAUUUGAUGCAAUGUUGAUAAUAGUGCAUGCAUGAAUAAAAGCCAAAUUAAACUAAUUGUUCAUGUGAACUAAAUUAACUUCUUUAAAACUAGAUGGCUCUGAACUUUUCGCCUUAAUUAUAGAGGUCCGGGACAGCGAGGAACAUCGCUCAUUGUUGCGAAGAGGAGAAAACCUGUAUCUGUUUGAGUCAAACUUGAAACACUCUUCUCGUAUGUGAGUGAAGUGAAUUUGUAAUCAAACAACUGCAUAUUCCAGGAAUGAAAUUUCGUGUGAAGACCCUGCCCAGUUGUAUAGAUCUUUCCGUCCUUCCUAUUGUACUUAUGAAAAGUUUCAUGAACUUAACGAACAUUUUAAAUUCUACGUCGUUUGUCAAGUGCAUAUACAGAGUGACCUUUAUUGACUCGCUAUAAUGAUAUAAUUUUCUUCUAGAACUUGCCAAAGACAGAACCUUAGAGUCGGAAGAAAAGCUCACUGCAAAUCAUUUAGGUAAGCUAUUUUGCUGA
Paramuricea clavata is the source of this 6315-nucleotide messenger RNA. Lineage: Eukaryota; Metazoa; Cnidaria; Anthozoa; Malacalcyonacea; Plexauridae. The record is from the annotation of a GenBank genome assembly.